Molecule: messenger RNA, 1808 nt
Organism: Aricia agestis (brown argus)
Lineage: Eukaryota; Metazoa; Arthropoda; Insecta; Lepidoptera; Lycaenidae
Product: endochitinase A-like
Exons: 5
Coding region: 111-1808 (565 amino acids)
Cellular component (GO): extracellular matrix
Source: RefSeq, a predicted model, not a curated record
CACUUGUGUAAAGAUCAACCAGAGUCCAUGCGCCACGCCUUCGUAAGUGCGAUCCAUAUAAAAGCACUAGGUCGGAAACCUCUGCACUCAUUCCUCGAUCCACCUCAGCAAUGGCGGCUAAGAUUCUCGUAGUACUCGCUUUGGUAGCUGCGGCCCACUCCUCAGUGGUGCCUCUUGCCAAAGUCGACACCGACUACAGUAGCUUCGCUUACGACGUUGCCGAUCCCUACACCGGGGACUACAAGAGCCAAGUGGAGACCCGCGCUGGAGGCGUUGUACAGGGACAGUACUCACUGAUAGACUCCGAUGGCACCAAGCGCACCGUCGACUACGCGGCUGACGAUAUCAACGGGUUCAAUGCAGUAGUCCGUAAAGAUCCCUUGGUUGCCGCGGCCCCAGUCGUGGCCGCUGCCCCCGCUGUAGUAGCCCCUGCCCAUGGCGUCGUCGCCACCCGUGUUGCGGCCCCCGCUCGCGUGCUCUCCGCUCCCGUAGUCGCAGCGGCCCCAGCUGUUGUCGCCGCUCGUACCGUAGCUGCCCCCGCACCCAUCUUCUCGGCCCACGUGGUAGCCCCUACCAUCGCACGUACUAUCGCUGCCCCUAUCACUUACGCGGCAUCAGCUCCCAUAGUGUCUGCCCCCGUGGUCGCUCGCACUGUAGGCGCACCCGCAGUCAGCUACAGCUCCUCGAAUAAUUUUGUAUCAUCUCCUUCUGUCGUCGCCCGUACCGUCGUUGGACCUUCCCUGUACUCUGCGGCUGCGCCCAUCGUAGCUGCCCGUACUCUCGGACUCUCUGGUGUGUACGCUGCCUCUGCUCCCGUUGUGGCAGCGGGCCCCGCUGUCGUCGCUCGCACUGUUGCUGGCCCAGCUGUUUAUUCCACAGCCGGUCACGGUUUUGUUGCCGCUAGUCCCUAUUACGCCGCCUCCUCCCCCGUCUUGUCUUAUUCCGCUGCUCUUAAAAACUGGUCAUUCUACAAGAUUCAACUAACGACAAUGGCAGUCAAGUUUGUCGUGAUCCUCUCUGCGCUGGUCGCCACAGCCUACAGCUCCCUGGUGGUAGCUAGCCAGGACGCUUCCAGCUUCUCCUACGACGUAGCUGACCCCAAUACUGGAGAUUACAAAAGUCAGACGGAAGUGCGCAACGGGGAUGCAGUCAGAGGCCAAUACUCUCUCCUCGACGCCGACGGCACAUACAGAAUCGUGGACUACACAGCUGAUGACAUCAACGGCUUUAAUGCUGUUGUACGCAAAGACUUUUUUCAGUUUGUAGUCCUCGCCGCGCUGGUCGCCGUAGCCCACUGCUCAGUGUUGCCGCUGACAGUAAACACCGACGCGUCGAGCUUCUCGUACGACGUCGCGGACCCCAACACCGGCGACUACAAGAGCCAGUCCGAGUCUCGCGUCGGAGGUGCCGUGGUGGGACAGUACUCCCUCGUCGACCCUGACGGUACCAAGCGCACCGUGGACUACACCGCCGACGACGUCAACGGCUUCAACGCUGUUGUGCGCAAGGACCCCCUCGCCGUCGCCGCCCACACCGUCGUCGCCGCCGCCCCCGCUGUCGUCGAAUCGGCCCCCGCUGUCGUAGCUGCCCGCACUCUCCCCACAGUCUACAGCUCUGGUCUCCCAGCCUGGUCCGCCUACAACGCUGGUCUCCCAGCCUGGUCCACCUACAACGCUGGUCUCCCAGCUUGGUCCACCUACAACGCUGGUCUUCCAACCUGGUCGGCUUACAGCUCUGGACUGGCCUCGUCAGCCUACAAUGCCCCCUGGGCUUCCUCUUACCUCGUCGACCCUCUUUACCGCAAGUAA